This is a messenger RNA of Tuber aestivum (summer truffle), 437 nucleotides long. Lineage: Eukaryota; Fungi; Ascomycota; Pezizomycetes; Pezizales; Tuberaceae. The record is from the annotation of a GenBank genome assembly.
AUGCUUCCCCCGAGAGCCCUCCUCCUCCCCGCUGUGCGGCGCUACCGCUGCCGCUACAUGUCCAGCAGCAGCAGCGGUCACAGCCAUUAUGACCCACCGAGCGGGUGGUUCCUGAACGUUCCGCCGGGCGAAAAGCCCGUGAAGGAGGGGUGGGAGAAUGUUUUCUACUGGGGCUUCCUUGGAGGCUUGUUUGCUGCGGGCGUCGCCUAUGCGUAUAAGCCUGAUACUUCGUAUGUUUUUUUCUUUCCUUCUCCCCGUUUGCUUGGAUGGGUGGAUGGGGGCUGAUGAUUUCUAAAUCUAGUAUUCAGACGUGGGCGCUUGAAGAAGCUAGGAGGAGGUUAGAGGCUGAGGGUAUUUUGGAGGAUCCGUCGAGUACGGAGGUUCCGAAGCAUGAGAUUAGGACUGUGUCCGGGCUUGGGCGUGGGGAGAAGGCCUAA